GACGAAGGGUUGCAAGUAUCUUGUUACUUAUAUGUCAUUGCAGUAAAUCAAGUUUCUUCAUUUUCAAGUCGCAAGUAAAACAAUCUAGUCAGACUAGUAUGGACCCUCCAUCGCCGUCCCAAUUGCCACCUUCAUCUUCCAAAUAUCACCAUCCCUACUUUACUCCAGCUGAAGUCGAGUAUUUAUCUGAAAAGCAAAGAGGAAAGCUCUCUGCCACACAGGAAGAAAAGGCCAGGCAACAGGGUUGUGGAUUUAUAGAAGCAGUCGGUGCAAAGGUCGGCUUUCCGAGAAAGACGGUUGCAACUGCACAGAACUUAUAUCACCGUUUCCACUUGUUCUUUCCUCGCAAGGACUUUAACUAUCAUGAUGUGUCUCUGGCUUCGCUUUAUGUAUCGACCAAGAUGCAUGACACUCUGAAAAAGCCACGAGAAAUCUUGAUGGUAUCCUACGCAGUGCGGUUUCCUGAACUAGCAGCAAAAUCGAAAUCUAUUGGAGGUGAAAUCGAUAUGGAUCCAGCGACAGCCGAGCAUGAUCGUCAACGGCUUUUGGCCGUCGAAAGGCUGAUCUUAGAGACGAUAUGCUUCAAUUUCACCUCUAGAAUGCCAUUCCCUUAUGUCAUCAAGAUCGGGAAAAUACUAGGAGCAUCGAAAAAGAUGAUCAAGCUGGCCUGGCGUUUGACUGUGGAUAGUCAUCGCACUCUUGUCCCUAUACAGUAUCCUCCACAUGUUGUAGCUUUGGGAUGUUUGUAUACUGCUUCUCUACUUUCCUCUAUCGACCCUUCUCUCCUCCCAGACCAGUCGAGUGCGAACGAUGGCACAAAAAUCUCUGGUAUACUCGGUAAAAAGGGCGGCUGGGAGCAGAAAUUUGUGGCUCAAGUUGAAGAUUUGGAAGAAAUCGCACACACUCUCAUUGACCUUCUGAUACAAGCGGCUCAAAACCCAUCUGCUAACACGUCACCCAGUACACCACAGUCGCCUUCACCUCACCCGUCGCCUCGAAAUCAGCAUUUUUCUGCAAACGCCCCGUACACUCAGCUCCCACCUGUACCAUACAAAGCGGAUCAACUGAUGCGGCUGAAAAUUCUUAUGCGAGAGACUGAGUAUCCAGCUCUACCGCGACAACCACUGGGUAAUGCAGACCCUAGUGCACUGUAUAGUGGAGACGAUGUUGCAUUGUUGGGCCGGAAUGAGGGCACUGUAAGGUUUCUUUUUGGGCCUCCCGCUGUUGUAGGACAGGGCGUGUAAUAUAACUUGUUUAGUUUGCUG
Molecule: messenger RNA, 1265 nt
Organism: Serpula lacrymans var. lacrymans S7.9
Lineage: Eukaryota; Fungi; Basidiomycota; Agaricomycetes; Boletales; Serpulaceae
Exons: 7
Coding region: 99-1244 (381 amino acids)
Biological process (GO): positive regulation of DNA-templated transcription, elongation; regulation of transcription by RNA polymerase II
Cellular component (GO): cyclin/CDK positive transcription elongation factor complex; nucleus
Molecular function (GO): cyclin-dependent protein serine/threonine kinase activator activity
Source: RefSeq, a predicted model, not a curated record